AUAGUUGCCACCGUACAAAUGUGUGGCGUUUCAUUGAAAGCGUGCAUACUUCCUUCAUCACAAAACUAAGUCUUUUCUUUUCAGAUCCGAACAAGAAGACACAAAGGCGAAAAUGGGUCGCCGUCCAGCUAGAUGCUACCGCUAUUGUAAAAAUAAGCCGUAUCCAAAAUCACGUUUCUGUCGUGGUGUACCAGAUCCAAAAAUCCGUAUUUUCGAUUUGGGUAAAAAGAAGGCUUCGGUCGAAGAUUUCCCACUAUGCGUUCACUUGGUGUCUGACGAAUAUGAACAAUUGAGUUCAGAAGCUUUGGAAGCCGGACGUAUUUGCUGUAACAAAUACUUGGUCAAGCACUGCGGUAAGGAUCAAUUCCACAUCCGUAUGCGAGUUCAUCCAUUCCACGUCAUUCGGAUCAACAAGAUGUUGUCGUGCGCCGGAGCUGAUAGACUCCAAACUGGAAUGCGUGGUGCUUUCGGUAAACCACAAGGUACCGUAGCACGUGUACACAUUGGCCAACCAAUCAUGUCAGUGCGUUCAGCUGACCGUUACAAGGCUCAAGUCAUUGAAGCUUUGCGUCGUGCUAAGUUCAAGUUCCCAGGACGUCAAAAGAUUUUCGUUUCAAAGAAAUGGGGAUUCACCAAAUUCGAUCGUCAACGUUAUGAAGAACUUCGUGACGAAGGACGUUUGGCUCCAGAUGGUUGCAACGUUAAAUACAGACCAGAACACGGUCCAAUGGCUGCCUGGGAAAAGGUUCAAGCUCAAAUCUAUGCUGAAUAAAUUUGAUUUGUAAUCAACGGCAUACAUGCUGGACAUCUUAAGCAACCGAUUCAA
Molecule: messenger RNA, 826 nt
Organism: Contarinia nasturtii (swede midge)
Lineage: Eukaryota; Metazoa; Arthropoda; Insecta; Diptera; Cecidomyiidae
Gene: RpL10
Product: 60S ribosomal protein L10
Exons: 5
Coding region: 113-772 (219 amino acids)
Biological process (GO): translation; ribosomal large subunit assembly
Cellular component (GO): ribosome; cytosolic large ribosomal subunit
Molecular function (GO): structural constituent of ribosome
Source: RefSeq, a predicted model, not a curated record